Ascochyta rabiei is the source of this 2703-nucleotide messenger RNA. Its product is annotated as DNA topoisomerase. The transcript has 6 exons. Gene Ontology annotation, cellular component: chromosome; nucleolus. Gene Ontology annotation, molecular function: DNA binding; DNA topoisomerase type I (single strand cut, ATP-independent) activity. Gene Ontology annotation, biological process: DNA replication; DNA topological change; chromosome segregation. NCBI's taxonomy places the organism in Eukaryota, Fungi, Ascomycota, Dothideomycetes, Pleosporales, Didymellaceae. The coding region runs from base 1 to 2703 and encodes 900 amino acids. The record is from RefSeq and is a predicted model, not a curated record.
AUGUCUUCCUCCGACGAUACGCCUCUGGUGAACGCGAAAGAUGGAGCAAUUUCCAACGAUCGCAUCUCCAAAGACGUCGAUGCAGCCAUGGACAAGCAGGUCGCAUCCAACGGUCAUGUCGAGCCGGGAAUCUCGAUACGAAUGGGUCCAGUGGAUGAUAUGGACGUUGAUGCCCCCAACGGCAAUGGGAAUGGGAAGCGCAAGUCUCGUGGUAGCAUCCCAACUACCAGCUACAAGGAACAAAGCGGCUCUGAGGAUGACGAAGAUAAACCACUGAGUAAGCGGCGAAGGACAUCUCAGCAGGCAAAGCCCGCGCAGAACGACUCAGACUCUGAACUUAGCGACGUACCACUCAAGGCCCGAGUACUCCCCAAGGCGACCGCGGAGCAGAUUGGAGAGGACUCGGACUCGGACGUACCUCUAACUGCGAAACUGGUCAAGAAGAAAGAGUCAAUUGAGAAGGCCGCCGCAAAGGAGGCCAAGGCUAUCCGCACAAAAGAAAAGGCAGCUCCGAAACGCAAACCCAAGGUAGAGAGCGAGUCUGAUGAUGAUGUUCCCCUUGCGAAGAAGAAGGCGCCAGCGAAGAAAGCCAAUGGCGUGAAGAAGGAGGAAUCUGACUCCGACGCGCCACUCUCGAAGAAGCCAGCAGCAAAGAAGGCCAAGGCGAAGCCUGUUGCAGCACCAGCGAAGAAAGGCAAGGCCAAAGUCAAAUCUGAGGAAGAGCGGCAGCAGGAUCAGGAUGCUGAAGACCAAGAGGAAGAGUACCGUUGGUGGGAAGAUACAGCCAAGGGCGAUGGCACCAAGAAGUGGGACACUCUGGAGCACAACGGUGUCGUCUUUCCCCCCGAGUAUGAACCACUGCCGAAACACGUCAAGUUGCUGUACGAUGGAGUGCCAGUGUCUCUGCACCCGGAAGCCGAAGAAGUCGCAGGCUUUUACGGAAGUAUGCUGAACUCUGCCCACAACGUUGAAAACCCCACCUUCAACAAGAACUUCUUCGAGGACUUUGUCGCCAUUCUCGACAAGACAGGGCACGGCAAGGACAAAGAUGGCAAACCCGUCAAGAUCAAGAAGUUCGAGAAGUGCGACUUCAAGCCUAUUUUCGAACAUUUCGAUGCCGAGCGUGCAAGAAAGAAGGCUCUUCCAGCAGCCGAGAAGAAAGCUCUGAAGGCUGAGAAGGACGAGAUCGAAACCCCCUUCAUGUACUGCAUGUGGGACGGACGCAAGCAAAAGGUGGGAAACUUCCGAGUCGAACCACCCAGUCUCUUCCGUGGCCGUGGCGAACACCCCAAGACUGGCCGGGUGAAGAAGCGCGUGUUGCCUGAGCAGAUCACCAUCAACAUCGGCGAGAAGGCAAAGGUUCCAGAGCCGCCUGCAGGCCACCGCUGGAAGGAGGUCAAGCAUGACCACGAAGGCACAUGGCUCGCUAUGUGGCAAGAAAACAUCAACGGGGCUUACAAAUAUGUCAUGCUUGCAGCAAACUCUGAUAUCAAGGGCCAGAGUGAUUUCAAAAAGUUUGAAAAGGCUCGCGAAUUGAAGAAGCACAUUGAUCGUAUCCGAGAGGACUACAAGAGGGAGCUCAAGUCUGAGAAGAUGGUCGACCGCCAACGUGCAACCGCCAUCUACCUGAUUGAUCAGUUCGCACUCCGUGCGGGUAACGAGAAGGGCGAAGACGAAGCUGACACCGUCGGUUGCUGUUCGUUAAAGUUCCAGCAUGUAACACUAAAGCCGCCAAACACCGUCAUUUUCGACUUCCUGGGUAAAGACAGUAUCCGGUUCUACGACGAGGUCGAGGUCGAUACACAAGUGUUCAAGAACUUGAAGAUCUUCAAGAAGGAGCCAAAAUCCACUGGCGAUGACAUAUUCGAUCGUUUGACCACUUCGGCGCUGAACAAGCACCUGACAAGCUAUAUGCAAGGUCUCACUGCGAAGGUCUUCCGUACCUACAACGCAUCGUACACCAUGGCCAGGCUGCUCAAGGAGAUGAAGGCUACGGGCACGAUUCAGGAGAAGGUCAAAGCAUACAACGAUGCCAAUCGCGAAGUCGCCAUCCUGUGUAACCAUAAGCGAACAGUUGCUGCUGGUCACGCUGGUUCCGUCGAGAAGAUGCAAGAUAGAAUCAACGGUCUCCGAUACCAGCUGUGGAGAACAAAGAUGAUGAUGAUGGACGUCGACCCUAAGAUCAAGAAGAAGAAGGGCGCGGAGUACUUUGAGCGACCGGAAGACCUUGACACCGAGUGGGUGAAGGCACACCAGGAAGCCGAGGUGGAGGAGUUGCGCCAGAAGAUUACCAAGAAGUUUGAAAAGGACAACGAGAAGCUGGCGGCGGAGAGAGAGAAGGAGAUGAAGCCGAAAGAGCUGCAAGAGCGUCUCGAAAAGGCUUACGAGCUUGCAGCCAAGUACAAGAAGGAAAACAAGACAGGCAAGGUCGAGGCUGAAGGCAAAGGCCCGUCGAUCGACAAGCUCGAAACCGCCGUCGACAAGCUAAAUCAGCGCAUCGAAAACAUGAAGGUGCAGUUAGAGGACAAGGAGGGCAACAAGGAGGUUGCCCUAGGCACUUCGAAGAUUAACUACAUCGACCCUCGCCUCACAGUGGUCUUCUCGAAGAAGUUCGACGUGCCCAUCGAGCGCUUCUUUUCCAAGACACUCCGCGAGAAGUUCGAUUGGGCCAUCAAGUCGGUCGAUGAGGACUGGGAGUUUUAG